AUGGAAGGAAGUUCGCCGGAGAAAAGAAACAUCAAAGACGGCCAGGUAUGCCACUUAACCAACAUCUACGUAGAAGGAUUUCAUGGGGGAACAAACAAGUCGGAGCUCUGGUCACUAUUCUCAGAUUAUGGUCAGGUAGCAAAUGUCUAUAUGGGGGGUAAAAGAGAUAGCAAGAAAAUGAACUUUGCCUUUGUAAGAUUCAAAGGUGUGAAAGACGAGAAAGAAAUGGAAAUCAAACUCCAAGGAACUAUGUUGAAGGAGAGACCUCUCGUUAUCAACCUAUCCCGGCAUCCAAGGAAGUCGCCAAUUCUGCAACAGACACGUCCAAAUCGCAAUAUCGUCAGAAGGGCUCCACCCCCACCGCAGUCGGGUACUAGGGACGGUAGAUCUUUCGCGCAAGUCGCCUCUGGAAGAGGUAAUAGUGUUCAAAUGAUGCCAAUAACUAUAAACUCAACAACAGUUAUGAAAGAUUGGUUAAAGAAGUCAGUGUUGAUUGGUGAAACUCAUAGCUUCGAUCAUACGGGGAACCUACCGGUAUCACUACUAAUGAACGAAGGCACUAAGUAUAUUGGAGGUCUCAGUAUAGCCCUUCACUUUGAUAGUUCUCCUGAAGCUUCAGAGUUUCUCAAUGAUAAUACUAGAUGGAGAGAUUGGUUUAAACAAUUUGUUAGAGCGGAUCAACAUGAAAUCCCUUACGAAAGGACUGCAUGGCUUAAAAUUUUAGGGCUUCCUCUGCAUUUGUGGGAUGAAGAGAACUUCAACGUCAUCGCCGGACGUUUUGGCAGAAUUGUAACUCUGUUCAAUAAACUGUUUACAAGACGAGACUAUUCAAUGGGAAAGGUUGGCGUUCUUAUGUCGGAACGGAAAUGGAUCAACACAGAAGUCAAUGUCGUGGCGGAUGGUAAGACCUACAAGAUUGGUGUAGUUGAAUUCAUAGAUGAUUGGUCUCCAUCAUUCAAGUUUUUCAAUUCUUGGCUCACGGUUGAUGGAAUUGACCAGAUUGUAAAUGGAAUCAAGUGGAAUUGGAGUUCUUGUCCAACAAAUGUGGGCUUAACUAUCAAGUUGGAGAAUUUGAAAAAUGCCAUCACGACUAUUCGGCUACUACCUGGUCCAGAUGAGAUUAAAUGCAAACUAUGCCCUGAUGGAAACUAUAUGGUGCACAUGCUAAGGCAAAAGAUUGAUCAAACGCUACCCAUCAACAAUCAACAGGUUAUGAUCAAAUGGAGUAAGCUUGUCCCCAUGAAGGUAACUUGCCUUGUGUGGAGAGCCAUGCAAGGACGGAUUCCUUCUGCGAUGACACUAUCUCACAGAGCCUAUCAAAUCUCCAUGGAAUUCAUAGACCGUCUUGCCUCCCUCUCUCUAGCUAACAUCAACCUCUCGUUACUAUUGUGUGCAAUAGGUGCUCAUAUCACCAUCUUCUACUUCCCUUAUGUAAUCCAUCAACUCUUUCUCCUCCAUGGAAGAAUGCUAUUAAACCAUGGUAGCGAAGAGAAGCCGAGGAUGGGGAUUACAGGAAACGCUAGCUGCAGGGUACGUUUUUCAGAGGUAGUGACAGCGGAGGUGGCUGAGUGA
This is a messenger RNA of Lactuca virosa, 1572 nucleotides long. The record is from the annotation of a GenBank genome assembly. NCBI's taxonomy places the organism in Eukaryota, Viridiplantae, Streptophyta, Magnoliopsida, Asterales, Asteraceae.